GGGAGCGGGGGGGGCCGGGCCGGGGGGGGCCGCGGGCAGCGCCGAGCCCGGAGAAUCCCUGAAACCCGCCGGGGGGGGCGGAUCGGAGAAGGAGAACGGGAUGCCGGAGGGAGCGGAGGCAGCCCCCCCGCCGAUGCCUGCGAUCCCCCCGCCGAUGCCGGCCAAGGAAGAGGCUCGUCCCCCGCCCGAGGGGGCCAGCUGUGACCCCGGCCCCGCCGCCGCCGCCCCCCCCGGCUCUCCCUGCCGGCCGCCCCCGCCCGCGGACCCGCUGGAUACCCGCAUUGUGAUGGGGGAGGAGACGCGCUGCCCCCCGCCCGAGCCUCGGGGGGGGCCCCCCGUGCCUUGCCCCUUCCCCGCGCCCCCCAAGGAGCCCCCCCCGGGCCGCCCCCCCGCGCUGGACCCCGAGCUGUUCUUCACGGCCCCCUCGACGCCGGUGCGGGCGGGGGGGGUGCGGCCGCCCCCCCACGAGGAGCCGACGGACGGGGACAGCGAGGGGCUGUGCUCGCCCCCCACGUCCCCCUCGGGGUCUUACAUGACGGCCGAGGGCGGCAGCUGGGGCUCCUCGGGCACGGCCAGCACCUCCCCGUCCUGCUCCCCCAACCUGGCGGCCGAGGCUGAAGGCCUGGGCGAGGCUGAGGGCGAGGCUGAAGGUCUGGGGGGGGCCCUGGUGCUGCCCCCCGGCCUGGGGGACCCCCCGGCCUUCCCCCCACUGUCCCCCGAGGAGGAGGAGGAGGAGGAUGAUGACGAAGACGGCCCCUUCGCCCUGCCGGGCUGUGCGGACGAUGAGGAGGAUGAUGAUGAGGAUGGGCAGACGCCGGAGGAGGAGGAGGAGGAGGAUGAGGACGAGGACGAGGGCUCGGGGCUGAUCCCGGCGGCGCUGCUCCCGUUCCGCGGCAGCCUCCUCUUCCAGGCCGAGGCCGUGGAGAUCUCGCCCCGGGCCCCCGCCGAGGAGGAGGACGAGGAGGACGAAGGCAGCACCUCGGCGUCCUUCCUGCGCUCGCUGUCCGAGAGCUCCAUCCCCGAGGGCGGGGACGAGGCUUUCGCCUUCCGCGACGACACCGACGCCUCCUCGGACUCGGCCGCUUACGACGGGGACGAGGACGAGCGGCUCUACGGCACCGAGCGGCACGCGGGGGACACGGGGACACUCCCGGGCACCCCCCCGGCACUCCUCGGCCCCGCCGGCGUCGAGCUCCACCUCCAUGCCGGGUCCCCGUGUCACCCCCCGGGCCAGGACACGGCUCCCGGAUCUUUGGGGACACCCCUGGCACCCCCUGGAGGGGACGCAGAGCUGGACGGCGACGCCUUUGUCACCAUCACGGGGGCGUGGCCCCCGCCGGAGCCCCCCGAGGAGCUGGCAGCGACAGAAGGUUCUGGAGCGGCGCCGGGACAGGGACCUUGCCCAGAGCUGCCAGUGACUGGCCCUGUCCCCCGGCUGCUCUGUGCCGGGGACCCCCAGAGCCACCAGCUGGGGGGGGCCAAUGGGGAGCCCCAGGACGGCCCUGGGGGUGACAGUGAUGGUGACAAUGACAUUGAGCUCAGCACUGGGACAGCUGAUGGCCACAGCGAGCUGGACUCUGCAGCCCCCAGCUUGGGCACAUCAGUGACACCGACCCCCCUGGAUGAGAUGGACACUGCAGCCAAUAAUGUGGUGACACCAGUGACACCCAGCCUGAUGGACACAGUGUACACGGACCUGGUGUCACCAGUGAUACCAACCCCACUGGACGAGAUGGACACUGCAGCCACCAGCCCAGUGACACCCAGCCCGUCUGAUGAGCCGGACACUGUGGCCACUGACAUGGUGACACCAGGGACACCAAGCCCACUGGAUGAGCCAGACACUGCAGACACUGAUGUGGUGACACCCAGCCUGAUGGACAGCACAGCUACCAGCCUGAUGGCACCCAGCCCGUCAGAUGCUGCAGCCACUGAUGCAGUGACACUGGUGACACCAAGCCCCCCAGAUGAGCUGGACACUAUGGCCACCAGCCUGGUGACACCAAGCCCACCAGAUGAGCCAGACACUGUGGCCACCAGCCUGGUGACACCAAGCCCACCAGAUGAGCUGGACACUGUGGCCACCAGCCUGGUGACACCAAGCCCACCAGAUGAGCCGGACACUGUGGCCACCAGCCUGGUGACACCAAGCCCACCAGAUGAGCCGGAUGCUAUGGCCAUCAGCCUGGUGACACCAGUGACACCAAGCCCACCAGAUGAACCGGACACUGUGGCCACCAGCCUGGUGACACCAGUGACACCAAGCCCAGCAGAUGAGCCAGAUACUGUGGCCACUGACCUGGUGACACCAGUGACAGCAAGCCCACCAGACGAGCCGGACACUGUGGCCACCAGCCUGGUGACAGCAAGCCCACCAGACGAGCCGGACACUGUGGCCACUGACCUGGUGACAGCAUGCCCACCAGAUGAGCCGGACACUGUGGCCACCGACCUGGUGACACCUGUGACACCAAGCCCACCAGAUGAGCCGGAUGCUGUGGCCACCAGCCUGGUGACACCUGUGACACCAAGCCCAUCAGAUGAGCUGGACACUAUGGCCACCGACCUGGUGACACCUGUGACACCAAGCCCAUCAGAUGAGCCGGACACUAUGGCCACUGACCUGGUGACACCUGUGACACCAAGCCCACCAGAUGAGCUGGACGCUGUGGCCACCAGCCUGGUAACACCUGUGACACCAAGCCCACCAGAUGAGCCGGACACUAUGGCCACCAGCCUGGUGACACCAAGUCCACCAGAUGAGCCGGAUGCUGUGGCCACCGACCUGGUGACACCAAGCCCACCAGAUGAGCCGGACACUGUGGCCACUGACCUGGUGACACCAGUGACACCAAGCCCACUAGAUGAGCUGGACAUCAUGGCCACUGACCUGGUGACACCGGUGACACUCAGCCUGCUGGACAAGAUGGAAGUUGUGGACACUGUCCUGGUAACACCAGUGACAUCCACCCUGAAGGAUGCUGUGGCCAUUGACUUGGUGGCAUCAGUGACACCCACCCUGAUGGCCGCUGCAGCCACCAACCUGGUGACAUCAGUGACGCCACCACCCCUGGAUGAGAGGGACACUGUAGCCAUCGACCUGGUGACAUCGGUGACACCUGCCCUGUUGGACACCACAGACACCGCCCCAGUGACCCCAAGCGUGGCGGACACCACGGAUACCACACCGGUGACACCGGUGAUACCAACCCCCCGCGAUGAGACGGCCACCGUGACCACUGACGCAGCGACUCCCAGCCCAAUAGACACCAUGGCCACCCACCCGGUGACCCCCAGCCCCCCGGCCGCUGCUCCUGCCCCAUGUCCCCCUCCCCGGGCCGUGUCCCCCGUGGCUCUGGCAGCCGGGGUGGCCCCAUCCCAAGAGUCCUCAGCUGUCCCCCCGUGUCCCCUGGCACAGGGGACGCUGUCACAGCCCCCUGGGGAUGUCCCUGAGGAGUCGGAGCACGCGGCCACCGCCUCGCCCAAGGCUUUGUCCCCGGAGCUGCCGGACACGUCGCGCUCCCGCACCGCCUCCAGCUUCGUCACCGCCCCCGAGGGCAGCGCCGGAGAGACCCCCCCGCGCCCCCCCGAGCCCCGCGGAGAGCCCGAGGAGGAGGAAGAAGAGGAUGAGGAUGCGGCCCCCGUGCCCCCCUCGCCGCAGUUCACGGCCUCGGAGCGGGAGGUGUUUGUGGGGAUCCCCCCGGCCCCCCCCGAACUGCUCCCACCACCCGGUGCCUUUUCGGGGCGCGGGGCCGGGCCGGCUGUCACCGCCCCGCUCCGGGGGGCCCCGGGGGCCCUGCCCCCCGCCCUGCAGGAGCCGCCCACCCCCCGGCCGGGCCCUGAGCCCCCCGGCCACGCUGCAGGGGGCACCGAUGCCAAAGUCCCCCCAAGUCCCCCGGGCCCCCCCGCGGCCCCCCCCGAGCAGCAGGAGGAAGAGGAGGCCGUGGCGGGGGUCGCACCCGGCCCUCUGCCAGCUGCGGGGGCUCAGCCGGGGCCUCCUCCCGAGCCCCCCCGCCCUGCGCCCCCCAAACUCAGCCAAGUGCCUCCUCCCGCCACGCCGGCCCCGCUGGCCCCGAGCCCCCCCCGGGCCCCCCGCAGCCAGGAGCCCCCCCCGGGGCUGCCCCUCUCCAGGAAGCACCUCGAAGCCCCCCAGCCCUCCUCGCAGAAGGAGCCGGAGCCCCGGGGCCGGGCAGGGGGCCCAGGGGCUGGGGGGGGCCGGGCCGCCCCCCGGGGGUCUCUGCAGUCGGAGUCGAGCUCGUCCAGCGAGGCUGAGGCCCCCCGGCCCCCCCCGGCCCCCCAGCGCUGCCAGCCCAACCAUCGAGGGUCCGGGAACGAGUCUGAGAGCAACGACGAGUCCAUCCCGGAGCUGGAGGAACCCGAGGGCUCGGAGCCGCCCCCUGCCCAGCCCCAGGUGCCCCUCGGCCACGCCCUCGGCCCCGGAGAGGAACCGCUCAGCAAAGCCAAGCAGAGCCGCAGCGAGAAGAAGGCCCGGAAGGCCAUGUCCAAGCUGGGGCUGCGGCAGAUCCACGGUGUCACCCGUAUCACCAUCCGCAAAUCCAAGAACAUCCUGUUCGUCAUUUCCAAACCCGACGUCUUCAAGAGCCCCGUGUCCGACAUCUACAUCGUCUUCGGGGAGGCCAAGAUCGAGGACCUGUCCCAGCAAGUGCACAAGGCGGCGGCUGAGAAGUUCAAGGUGCCCCUGGAGCACUCGGCACUCGUGACCGACGCUGCACCUGCCCUGGCCAUCAAGGAGGAGAGCGAGGAGGAGGAGGAGGUGGACGAGACGGGGCUGGAGGUGCGGGACAUCGAGCUGGUGAUGGCCCAGGCCAACGUGUCACGGCCCAAGGCCGUGCGAGCGCUGCGGCACAACAACAACGACAUCGUCAACGCCAUCAUGGAACUGACCAUGUAGCGGCCGGGAGUGUCCCGGCCCCCUGUAUAGAUGCACAGAGCCCCCCCCACGUCCUUCCUCCUGCCCCCAUCCUCCUCCUGGCCCCCUGGACUGCUCAAUAAAGGCCUCCUGCACCCCUUGGAUCGCA
Messenger RNA from Corvus hawaiiensis (hawaiian crow), 5039 nucleotides. RefSeq names its product NAC alpha domain containing (gene NACAD). The record is from RefSeq and is a predicted model, not a curated record. The coding region runs from base 101 to 4912 and encodes 1603 amino acids. Gene Ontology annotation, cellular component: nascent polypeptide-associated complex; cytoplasm. The transcript is spliced from 10 exons. Gene Ontology annotation, biological process: protein targeting to membrane. Lineage: Eukaryota; Metazoa; Chordata; Aves; Passeriformes; Corvidae.